Molecule: messenger RNA, 1383 nt
Organism: Vicia faba (fava bean)
Lineage: Eukaryota; Viridiplantae; Streptophyta; Magnoliopsida; Fabales; Fabaceae
Source: the annotation of a GenBank genome assembly
AUGCCGUAUACCAAGGAGAAGGGAGUUGCCCCUGUUGAUGUGCGCGUCGUGGUACGGUCCAAAAGCUUCUCCUUUUUUCUCUUCUCGUCGCUGCCCGACAUCACCGGCUUCCACCACAACCAUGUCUUCUCUUCAUUUCAACCUCCAUCCACUCCCUCCAUCUUCAUCUCCACUACUCACCACCACCAACAACAUUUCUUCCUUCUCCCCCACUUCCCUCUCCAUCUUCUACAACAACCACCACCACCUUCUUCGCUUCAAUCUCAUCGGGAUUUGAAGCCGCAGAAUUUGCUUCUCGAUCAACAGCAAGGGAUUUUGAAGAUUGCUGAUCUUGGUCUUGGGAGGGCUUUUACCGUCCCGCUUAAGAGUUAUACUCAUGAGAUUGUUACUCUUUGGUAUAGAGCUCCUGAAGUUUUGCUUGGAUCUACUACCUACUCUACUAGAGUUGAUAUCUGGUUUGUUGGAUGUAUCUUUGGUGGAUUCGCGGCAGUGAUGUGUAGCGGAACUCAAAUGGAAAUACCCUACAAAACAUCAGAAGAAUCGUCUGGUUCAUCAUCAUCAUUUUCGAACGAAUUUGCUGCGAUUAAGAUGCCAUUAACACCGAGUCCAACUCCGACUCACAAGAAGGUGAAUUUUCUUGUGACUUCACAUUCUGUUGAUGCUGCUCCAAUUGUGGAUAGUGAUAGUAACAAUCUAGGGAAUUUGACCACAAGAGGAAAAUCGUCGAGUGCUAGAAGUAUUAUGCCGAAAUUGAACUUUCCGUAUAAUAGGACUUCAUCAUCUGAUGUUGAAAAGGCGAUAAGUUUGGCUCCGGAAAGUCCUUGUGAGAAGCCUUUUGUCUCUGGAUCAGGAUCAGUGUCUUUGAGUAAGCUGUUUGCUCCUAAGAUUUAUAGAACUUCUUCGCUACCGGUUGAAGAAAUCGGGCGUGUUAAUAAUGAGUUUGCUUUUGGUGGAUGUCUUGGUGCUUCUCCAUAUAGAAGCCAGGGAUCGAUAGCUCGCACUCGUUCAGAGCCGGUAGAUAGCAAAGAAAAAAUCAUAAGGAAAAUGGAUAAGUUUUUCCGCAUUAUUCCUUCCACCCCAGGUGCAAAGGAAGUUAAAGAAUGGUUAAAAGCUUCUGCAGAAAAGGAUACAGUUAAAGAAUGGUUAAAAGCUUCUGCAGAAAAGGAUACAGUUAAUUUGAUUAAGGAUAUUGUUACUCCGGUUAAUUUGAUUGGUUAUGGGUUGGCGUUUUUGGGGGUUGCGUAUUAUAAUCAUUCCAAGUUGCAGGCGCUUAAGGCUUCGGAGACGCAGAAGAAGGCUCUUCAGAAUGAUGAAGAGGCUGGAAGGUUGUUGGAACAGAGAGACGGAGAAGGGACUGGAAGGAAGAUCGACAGCCAGAACUGA